Molecule: messenger RNA, 1845 nt
Organism: Trichoderma atroviride IMI 206040
Lineage: Eukaryota; Fungi; Ascomycota; Sordariomycetes; Hypocreales; Hypocreaceae
Source: RefSeq, a predicted model, not a curated record
ACUAAACAUGCGGCGGAGCUUUGCGCUCUCCUAGUCAAUGAUCUCUACGGCGAACUUCCUUCGCGAAUUCUUGCCGCGCUCUUCGCCAAAGGCCGAUCAAACAUUACACAGCUCGGGCUAUAUACGCAGCUGGGCCCUCGACAAAUUCGCAAUGGUCUAGGCGUCCUCAACCAGCAGAAUCUGCUAUAUCACCACACAGAUACCACUACCAAACGCACCACCUACGAAGCCAAUCCCGGAGCAUGCUACAACCUCGUUCGAUCUGGCAAGAUCUUGGAGAUGAUCGACAGCCAAUACGGCACUGCAGAGCGCGACCUAGUCCAGACCCUGCUGCUGCUGGGCUAUGCGAGAAUCGCCGAGCUGACUCACGCAUACCAGUCCCGCGCACCGGCGUCCAACGGCCAUGCGAAUGGCCAUGGUGCGAAUGGACCCAGCUCCGGCUUGAUUGGGUCCGAAGCUGAGCUUCACAAUGUCCUGAGUCACUUGAUUCGCUGCGAAAUUAUCGAGACGGUCAGGCCACAGUCCUUUCGCAACCCCAACGAUGUUUACCACGAGAUUGAGGCGGACGUCACCAAGACAGCUCCGGGCGAGAAGGCAACAAAAACCAAGAUCGACCAGCAAAGGCAGAUAAUGGAGCAAUAUCGAUCAUUCAGAGACCAGCCGACAGCUUUGAAGAGGCAGCUUGACCAAUUUGGGGGCCCGGUCACAAAGAGAAGAAAGCUCGAGGUCAACUACGAAAAAUGUCUGGUUGAAUUACGCAGCCACCGCCUGGCUAGUUUCGCCAAGGAUAUUCUGGGAGAGGUUACUGGCGAAGUGUAUCGCACACUGCUUGGACUUCUCACUUCCGAAGUAUCUAGAUGCCGGGCGGAUCCUUUCCUCGGAGAAGAGGCGAUUACUCACCAAGCUGCUGCAACUACAAUGGACGUGUAUGAGCACCUAGAUGAGGCAGUCAACGUUGCGGCGGGAAUUGGAAAAGCCCCGAAAGACAAGAUUGACUACCAAAGCGCAGAAAAGAUUCUGACAGCGCCCGCGGGAAGCGAUACGUUCGCUGGCGACUCGGAUGAUGACGCAGCAGGCGGCGCUUUUGACAGCGACGAUGAUUCCGAUGACAUGAGCCGCAAUGGAGCUUUUUCGCGAAAAUCUCGAUCAGUAUCCAAGACGAAUGGUGGUAAACCAAAGGUGACGUUUGAAGACGCAGCAACAUCUACGGACAACCGCCUAGACCAGAUGCGCCAGCAUCUCUUGCUAUUGUCGGAAAGCAAACAUCGCUUCGUGCGCCACUGUGGAACACAGGGUCGGGGGCAAUGGACGGUUGAUUUCGAUCAGGUUAUGGGGCGUCUUCGAGACACUGAGCUGGAUGCCUCCAUCGAACAAUCCUUUGGGCGGCAUGGACUCCGUCUUACUCGUAUCCUCCGUGAAAAGGGUAAACUGGACGAAAAGAUGUUGCCAUCUGCAUCUCUGAUGAAGAAAACGGACGUGCAAGCGAAGAUGCUUGCCAUGCAGAUGGCUGGUUUGGUCGACGUACAGGAAGUUCCCAAGGACAACACACGAGUAGCCAACCGGACCCUGUUCUUCUGGUUCUUUGACAGAGAUCGAAGCCAGGCACAGAUACUGGACGACCUAUAUAAAGCCAUGGUCCGCUGCUUGCAGACGCUGCAGGUAGAGAGACACAGGGAGCGCAACAUUUUAUCUUUCGUUGAGAGAAAGGACGUUAUGGGAAAGGAAGAAGAGGUGAUGACGGCAGAGCAUUAUAACAAGUAUAACAAGCAUUUGGAAGAGCAGAACAAGCUUCUUGGACAGAUGAUGAGGUUGGAUGAGGUUGUGUCGAUAUUCCGAGACUAUUAG